This is a messenger RNA of Nematostella vectensis (starlet sea anemone), 2620 nucleotides long. Its product is annotated as protein DD3-3. NCBI's taxonomy places the organism in Eukaryota, Metazoa, Cnidaria, Anthozoa, Actiniaria, Edwardsiidae. Bases 112 to 2427 code for a protein of 771 amino acids. The transcript is spliced from 16 exons. The record is from RefSeq and is a predicted model, not a curated record.
GCUGCCUGUGUACUUCUUCCGUUGCUAGUUUCAGGUUAUUCGCCGACAUCUCCGUUCAUCCCCACUUCUCAGGGGCCAUUCAUCUACUUUUGUCUUCCAUAUAUCUGUAAAAUGCUACCGAGUUUGUUAGCAGCAUGCUUGCUUGUGGUAUUUGUCAGUGGGGACAUUUACAUGCACAAUCCUAGAGGCAGUAACAACAGGUUAGAUGAGAGUGGAAGAGCAAGAAAUAAUGCCAACAGAAUGUUUGACUCUCAGAAUAACAACAGAGGUGGCUACAAUGUAGGGAGCCUGUACUAUUACGAGGGUUCGGCUCUAUCUAUUGAAUGGACCAACCAGCACUCAUGCGGUGAUCCUAACAACCAUUGUGAGAUGGUCAUGCAGUACAUGUGUGGGGAGAAUGUUAGAGAUGGUGUCACAACGCAAACAGUACCAGAAAAUCCUAUUCUUUGCCAAAACUUUGACUGCAACACUGAUAAAAGGUUUGGGAUGCAUGAGAACUAUGAGUACUACACUAACUGCAAGUACAGGAAUAGGAACAAGGGCUUGUUCACUGCUGAUCAGAAAUUGAGAGGUAAUUCUGCCAAGUACACUCGCCAGAACCCAGGAGGGACUAGGCGUGGCUAUGAGUGCCCCGAGGAGCGAGACCAUUACCCUUACUGGCACCCUACUCCUUGGAAGGACAUUGCUGUUUUAACCAAUAACCCAGAGCGCUGCAAGCUCUAUCAAAGUGAAAGUGAGAAUAUUAAGGGGCGUUAUGCAUGUGAGGUGCCUGAAGAGUAUAUAAGCUCCAGCCGCUGGCGAAACUACAUCAUACCCAGUACUGAGGAUGAAUGUAAGGCAUUCCGCUAUCCCCAAAAUUCACCAAAUGGUACCCGUGCAACUUGGAAACAGUUCCCCUCCCAUGACCUACCUCCACCAGACUGCCGAGAGACUGACUGGUCACGUGACAAUCACCUUGGUAAUGGUAUUGGAGGCUACGCCAAUACCUACAAUUGGACUCUGCCUGACCUAAACCAUGAACAGUGCGUCUUGAGAAUCAGGUACAACAUCUCUACGGGUGAGUUCAAUGGCUGGGAUGCAAAAGUGAAUUCCUCUCUGAAUCAGCCCCUAAAGCCCAAAACGCCUGGAUCCCUCCUUGACGUUGGAGAGAAGUUUGGUCUUGAUUCACAGGCUGCUGCAGAGCGUGGAUACAUCUACAAACAGAACCCUGUGGUUAGUAUGUUCCCUGGUGAAGCCGGCAAGAUAUUCAACCUUCAACUCGCUAUCAACACCAACCAGCUUGGCAGAGUGUUUCAAGACAGAUCUCACACAUUUGCUGUCCGGCGUCGUCCUGGAAACCUGAAGGGGAAGAACAUCCAUAAUGUGAAUGUGCGGGGCAAACGUGGGAAUAUCGUGCAGGUCUACCCUGCUGUCGAGUACGACUUCACUCCUAACACUGUUCUGAUGAGAAACGGCGACUACGUCCACUUUCAGUGGACUGGCUCGAACACCAACCCCAACAACAACGAUGGCCAGGGCAGUGCUGGCACAGAUCGCUCAAAUGUACUGGUCCUUGAGAAGCAGCGAUACCCAGAGGGUCGAGAGAAACCAGAGACCGUGCAUGGCCAGUGGGGUGGGAACUACCCCGAACACUUCAAGAAGGCAACCUUCCUUGGGCUGGAACGAGACGAUUUGACGAGCCUCGCAACGCUUAAUACUGCUCAGUUCCGAGGCGAGAUGUCGGAGCUGGAUGAUGCAGGGACGUAUUUUGACCUGGGCCCGCGCAAGGUUACGGGAACAGGGACCUAUCACUACAUGUGCUCACGCAAUAACAACUUCUCCAACCGCAGCCAGAAGGGACGCAUUGUCAUCGGUGAUAGUGCCGUCUACGGCAAAAAGAUAGGCGUGAUGGGUGGUGCGAUAGAGUUUGGAGAGGGUGAGGGCGUUUGGUUUGAGAAAAACACCCUCGGUCAGCUGGUGAAUAUCCAACUGGAAAAGAUGCCGUCCGACAAAGGCGACGCCAUGGUGAAGGACAAGGGCGGUAAAAUGGGCGUGGGAGACGAGUACGCUAGUGAGUUCCUACUGAUUAAUCCUCAGGCUCUACGAACGCGCGAGAAAUUCUCAGUGAAGCUUGGCAUCGUGCGUGGUGUCACGGAUGACAUCGAGAUGUACCGCUCCGCUGACAGCGAAAACUUACGCACGUGGUACAAAGUACCGGGAGCAAGUGUCAACGAGGGCGUGGUCUCCUUUCAGACAGACAAAGGCGGUGUGUAUGUGGCACGAACUGUCACAAACAAGGCUGCUAUCGCUGGGAUCGUCAUUGCUUGCGUAAUCAUACUAGUGAUCAUCGGUGGGACAGUCUUCUAUUUCCGAAAGCACCCAGACAAACUAACUCAGAUCAACACGUCCAUUUCCAACGUAUGUCGCUCAUGUAAAAGUGAGGUCUGACCAUCUUCCAGACACACACCUUGUUCGGAGGAGAGACGGAGAUUCACCGCCUACUUUUAUAAAAACAAUCAAAAAUUGAAAAAUAUGUGUAAAGGAGAGUAUGAUUAUUUAUCAUCGCUUGCCGUCUUUCAGCCAUCAAUUGUAUAAACAAGAAAGUUGUAAUAAAUAAUUAAUAAACUGAAUUAUUAAUGAA